This is a messenger RNA of Salvia splendens (bonfire salvia), 2736 nucleotides long. Its product is annotated as U-box domain-containing protein 1. The transcript has a single exon. Gene Ontology annotation, molecular function: protein binding; ubiquitin-protein transferase activity. Bases 478 to 2511 code for a protein of 677 amino acids. Gene Ontology annotation, biological process: cell surface receptor signaling pathway; protein ubiquitination. The record is from RefSeq and is a predicted model, not a curated record. NCBI's taxonomy places the organism in Eukaryota, Viridiplantae, Streptophyta, Magnoliopsida, Lamiales, Lamiaceae.
UGAAUUUCUUUAAAUGGAAAAGAGAGAAAUAGCCCACAUAAGAUUUGGGCAUGCAUUACAAAUAGCUAAACUCCAAAUUUUGAAGUCAGCAAUCAACAAUUAAGACUAAUUCAAUAAACUAUGCAACAAACUCAUCUACUUAAUUUCAUACAUUCAUAUGGUCAUAUCAAACAUGUCAUUAUUUAAGCUAUAGCCAAUCGUCUAAACAUAUAUUGAAAAUAUGACUCUAUCCUUUAACAUAUGGAGUAUAAAGUAUAUGCAUAAAAAAGAAUAAAAUUAAGAUGAGCCUGCAGGCAGGCCGGUAUGCCCUCCAAAUGGCAGCCCUCCAAGAAUUCCAAUGUCCCUCUCAGUCAGUCCAAGCAGAAAAGAUCAAGAGUCUGUCCUAAUAUUUAAUUUCAUCUGGAUAAAUAAAGAUUUAGUUGAGUUACAAUAUUGUCCCAAACAAAGCAAAAGUCAUGCAAAAGGAAACGUAUACCGAUGGACGCAACAGCCACGGAAGGUGCUCACCCUCCUCUGAUGCUCUCCUCAGGGUUUCUUCCGGCUGCAACGCUGCUGGAGUCACUGAUCCUCGUCUCACAUGACGUGGCAUCCAUCGAGAAGGCUCCUUUCCUGCAGAGAAAGAACAUCUCUGCGAUGAUCAGAAGGAUUUGUUUACUGUCCUCGUUGUUUGAGGAGAUCAAAGAACAAGUGCAGAAGCAGCCACUCCCACCAUCUUCAGUGCUGUGCCUCACCGAGCUCUACUCCGUUAUUCGGAGAGCCAAGAUUCUGAUUGAGAGCUCCGUGCAAGGCAGCCUCUUGUGGAAUCUCAUGCAAACUGAGAGCAUCUCCAAUCAGUUCCACACCUUGGUGAAGGAGAUGGCCAGGGCGCUUGAUAUCCUUCCUCUCAGCUUGCUCGAUUUGACCGCGGAUACCAAGGAGCAGGUUGAGCUUCUCCAUAAGCAGGCAACAAGAGCCCAGCUGUAUGUGGACCAUGUGGAGGCUCAAACAAGGGAUCACCUCAUCCAAGCUGCGGUCACAAACAAAGAGGGGAGCCGUAAGAGCAAGGGAUUCGUUGAUCUCGUUAGAGUCAGAGACAGUUUGAGCAGCAUUGGUGUGAAUAGCCCAGAACAAAUUGCACAAGAGGUGUCAAAACUAGAGGCAGAAGCAGAGAAGCAAGCAGGGACAGGUGGGCUGGUAGUGGUUUCUAAUAUUAACAGUCUCAUCUCCUUGAUAUCAAUGUCGAAAUCUAGUGUGGAAGAGAACUCAACAGCUCACGUGGAUUUGAAGAAGCGUAAGCUGCCCACAAGCAAUCGCCAGGACCAGUCAUUUUCUAGUUUUAUGGCAAUGAGUGUACCUGCUGAGUUCCGCUGCCCGAUCUUGCUUGACUUGAUGAAUGAUCCUGUGAUCGUGGCAUCGGGGCAUACUUAUGACCGGAGUUCGAUAGCACAGUGGAUCAAUUCCGGUCACCACACGUGCCCAAAGAGCGGGCAGAGGCUGAUCCACAUGGCCCUGAUACCAAACUACGCAUUGAGAAGCUUGAUCCAGCAAUGGUGCCAAGAGAACAUGAUCCCAACUGCAUCAGAGGUGGAAAGAAGUAGUAGCAAGAGAAGGUCUAGUGAGACUGCUGUUGAUCAUAUCUCUGUAACUAAAGCUGCUGCAGAUGCUGUAAAGAUGACGGCUGAAUUUCUAGUAGGGAAACUAGCAAUGGGGUCGCAGGAUAUCCAAAGGCAGGCAGCGUACGAGCUCCGGUUGCUUGCAAAAACUGGAAUGGACAACCGCAGUAUAAUUGCUGAGGCAGGAGCUAUUCCAUUUCUGGUCACUCUUCUAGGUUCACCAGAUUCGAGAAUCCAGGAAAAUGCGGUGACUGCAUUGCUCAACCUCUCCAUACACGAGAAUAACAAAAUGCUUAUCAUGGCUGCUGGAGCAAUUGACAGCAUAGUGGAAGUUCUGCAAUCAGGAAGCACAAUGGAAGCGAAAGAGAAUGCAGCAGCAACAAUUUUCAGUCUGUCAAUAAUAGGUGAGCAUAAAGCAAUAAUCGGUGCUCACCCACGAGUUAUUCCAGCAUUGGUGCGGCUCCUAGGGGAAGGAACAGCUGCAGGAAAACGCGAUGCUGCAACAGCGCUCUUCAACCUUGCACUCUUCAAUGCUAACAGAGGCAAGGUAAUACUUUCGGGCGCAGUUCCGUUGCUUAUUGAACUGCUGACAGAUGAUAAGGCAGGUAUCACAGAUGAUGCCCUAGCAGUGCUUUCCCUUCUCUUGGGAUGUGCUCAAGGACUGGAAGAGAUACAGAGGAGCCGCGAUCUUGUGCCCCUUCUUAUCGAUCUUUUGAGGUUCGGGUCUUCCAGGGGGAAGGAGAAUGCAAUCACCCUUCUUCUCGGACUCUGUAAAGAUGGGGGAGAGGAAGUUGCACCAAGACUGUUGAUGAAUCCUUACAGCAUUCCUUCUCUUCAGAGACUAACAGCUGAUGGCUCACUGAAAGCUCGACGAAAAGCUGAUGCACUGCUUAGAAUACUCAACAGAUGCUGCUUUUAAAUCCCACUUCAUGUUGGAUGUUAAAUAGUCUUCAAUUUAUUCUUCUGUAAAUCUGUACACAGCACCGACAUACAGAUGAUUUCUAUUACAUAAGCAAUACCUUACUUUGUAAUUUGCAUCCAAAUAUCUGAAACAAAUGUGGUUAAGUGUUAGCUAUAAAACAGAAAUUGCAAAACGAAAACAGAACUCAACGAAUUGUUUACCCAGUUCAUCUCAAUGUGACUA